GCUUCUCCGAAAAACCUCUGGCUUGCUAGGGUUUAUCUAUCGUUUCGAUCCCUCGCCACUCAUUACCUCUUUUCCGACGAAACCAUGUCGCUAUACCGCCUUCUCAUCCGUUCCCUCCGCCGUUUCUCCACCUCCGAACUCGCUUCCCAAAACCAUCUUCACCAUACCCAAUGUGUGAACUUCGAGACUAAUAUAAACCCAUUCCAAAUCUCACAGAGCCGUGCCUUUGCGUUCUCCUCCGCCGAAGAAGCCGCUGCUGAGCGUCGACGCCGGAAGCGUCGCCUCCGUAUCGAGCCGCCCCUGAAUGCGAUUCGCCCUCCUCCGCAGCAGUCUUUCUCGCGUGAUCCUAACGCACCACGCCUACCUGACUCCACUUCUGCACUGGUUGGACCGCGCCUCAGCCUACACAAUCGAGUCCAAUCUCUUAUUCGCGCCGGUGACCUCGAUGCUGCCUCUGCAGUCGCACGUCACUCUGUUUUCUCUAGGACGCGGCCCACUGUUUUCACUUGCAAUGCCAUCAUAGCUGCCAUGUACCGGGCGAAGAGGUAUAACGAUGCCGUUUCUCUGUUUCAAUUUUUCUUCAACCAGUCCAAUAUAGUGCCCAAUAUUGUAUCUUACAAUAAUUUGAUUAACACCCAUUGUGAUGAGGGUCGAGUUGAUGUGGGGCUUGAGGUUUAUCGCCAUAUCAUGGCGAAUGCGCCAUUCAGCCCGUCUCCAGUGACUUAUAGACACCUUACCAAAGGAUUGAUUGAUGCUGGUCGCAUAGGUGAAGCUGUUGACCUUUUGCGUGAAAUGUUAAAUAAAGGGCACGGUGCAGAUUCUUUGGUUUAUAAUAACUUGAUUUCUGGGUUUUUAAACUUGGGAAAUUUGGAGAAGGCGAAUGAGCUAUUUGAUGAGCUUAAGGAGAGAUGUUUGGUGUAUGAUGGAGUUGUUAACGCAACUUACAUGGAAUGGUUCUUCAAUCAGGGGAGAGAUAAGGAGGCUAUGGAAUCCUACAAGUCAUUAAUGGAUCGACAGUUUAGGAUGAUUCCAGCAACUUGCAAUGUUCUAUUGGAGGUCUUGCUUAGGCAUGGUAGAGAAAAAGAGGCUUGGGCUUUAUUCGAUCAGAUGUUAGACAACCACACCCCUCCAAAUUUCCAAGCUGUUAACUCGGAUACAUUUAAUAUAAUGGUCAAUGAGUGUUUUAAGCUUGGUAAGAUUUCGGAAGCCCUUUCAACAUUUAAGAAGGUCGGGACAAGAGCAAAUUCAAAGCCUUUUGCCAUGGAUGUUGCAGGCUACAAUAAUAUCAUUUCCAGAUGUUGUGAGAAUGGGAUGUUAUCAGAGGCAGAAACUCUGUUUGAAGAAUUGUGUUCAAAAUCACUAAGCCCGGAUGUGCCAACCCAUAGGACUUUGAUUGAGGCCUACUUGAAAAUGGAAAGGAUUGAUGAUGCUUUGAGGGUAUUUAACAGAAUGGUGGAUGCUGGUCUGAGGGUGGUUGCUAGCUUUGGUAAUAGGGUAUUUGAUGAAUUGAUCAAGAAUGGCAAAGCUAUUGAUAGUGCACAGAUUUUGAGUAAGAUGGGAGAAAAAGAUCCCAAGCCGGAACCUUCUUGCUAUGAGGUUGUUAUAAUGGGACUCUGUGGUGAAGGUUUAUUGGACAAAGGCCGUGAUUUGCUGGAUGAAGUGAUGCGGUAUGGUGUGGGGGUGACUCCUGCAUUGAAGGAAUUUGUAACUGAGGUUUUUGGGAAAGCUGGGAGGGGUGAGGAGAUUGAGAGACUUCUUGGCAUGAAUAGAUGGGCACACAAUCCUCGUCCUUCUGGACCAAGGCCUCCAUACCGUCCACCACCUCCACCAGCAGCAAAAUACCCUCCUCAGAUGACAGGACCACAGAACCAGUCUUCUGUGCCUCCUUCUCAAAUGAGAGGACAGAUGCACCCCACGCAGCCUGCUCAAAUGACGGGAACACAUCAACCUUCAUGGGGUGCAUCUCAUCAUAUGAUGGGCCCUUAUAUGCCAGCAUCAGGAAUUCCACCGCAUCCUGCAGGACCACCUUCUGCACCUCCAUCUCCAAUGAUGGGACAGCAGCAAGAACCACAGCCUCAAAUGAUAGGUACACAUCAACCUUCAUGGGGUGGAUCUUAUCAAAUGUCUAGCCCUCAUAUGCCUGCAUCAAGGAUUUCACCUCAUCCUGCAGGGCAACAUUAUCCAUCAUCUGGGGAGCAAGUUCAAACAUCACCACCAUAUUAUGCACCCUCAGGACAACAUUAUCCACGUUCCGGGGAAGCAGCUCAAAUUUCACCAUCAAAUCAUUCAGUCUCUGGACCAUCAGUUGAUGCAGUCAGACCUUAUCAGCCCCCUUCUGAAUUCCCUCCUCAUGUUGAGGAAUCAAGUCAGCAGCAGUUACAAGUCCCUCAACGGAUGGCAGCUUGAUUUUGGAAGUUCAGGACGUUCCUGGUGAUGCACGCUUUCUUUUAAAGUAGGAGAAGAGAUGUCAUCAUUUUAGGUAUCCUCUGAUGUUAAGCCACAGUGGUCAAAAUCUCAAAACAACAAUAAUGAGGUGUUUGUAAGUUAAUAGAUGAUAUGGGAACCUACUCUCAUUUAUUAGUCCUUAUAGGAUGUGUCAUAUGGAAUAUUUCAUAUUAUAAUUUAUUAUUGUAAUUGACCUUGAAUUUUUGGCAAACAAAUAAUUUUGUACUGCCUCUGA
Prosopis cineraria is the source of this 2680-nucleotide messenger RNA. Its product is annotated as pentatricopeptide repeat-containing protein At1g10270. The record is from RefSeq and is a predicted model, not a curated record. Gene Ontology annotation, cellular component: chloroplast. Gene Ontology annotation, molecular function: protein binding. The transcript is spliced from 2 exons. Bases 85 to 2406 code for a protein of 773 amino acids. Lineage: Eukaryota; Viridiplantae; Streptophyta; Magnoliopsida; Fabales; Fabaceae.